Molecule: messenger RNA, 998 nt
Organism: Aricia agestis (brown argus)
Lineage: Eukaryota; Metazoa; Arthropoda; Insecta; Lepidoptera; Lycaenidae
Product: protein FAM151A
Exons: 5
Coding region: 112-972 (286 amino acids)
Source: RefSeq, a predicted model, not a curated record
UUCAAAGCAAUCAAGACGUAACAGGACGAUUGGACAAUCAGGUGGUACGGCUCCUGACGAGUACACGGCUCCAUAUAAUAAUAUGAGACGGAUGCUGUGGUAACCUGCGUCAUGAUUGCAAUUCUUAUAUUGGCUGUUUCAGCCGUUUUGGUGAGUGGGGAGGAAGAAAUAAUGAAGAAUCUAACAACAGUGACAUGGGCUCAUGCAGUCAACAACAAAACCUAUUUAGAAGCAGCAUUAGCAAGUGACGUGUCCAUGCUGGAAGCUGAUAUCGUGCUGGGUCACGUGACCGGGCAGGAUGGUCCUCCGAUCCCGAUCAUGGCACACCCACCGGCAACUACUUCAGACUUGUCACUCACGGACUUCCUGAUCACCGUGCACAAGUACAACAAGGCUAGUAAAGCUGACAAGCAGAAGGGCGUGAAACUCGACUUCAAGAGUAUAGAGGCCUUUGAGAAGUCACAGGAUCAAAUCGCACCGUUCAGCAAACCGGAGGUAACGUUUCCACUGUGGUUGAAUGCUGACAUCCUGCCGGGACCGAUAGAGGCGACCACGAAACCCGUGGAUCCGAUCAAGUUUAUCAAACUAUGCGGCAACCACCCCCGAGCAGUGAUGUCGGUGGGUUGGACCACCGAGUACGGGGGGAAUGUGACCGAGGGGGAGUACAGCAGGGACCAGAUUGGCUCCAUGCUCAGACUCAUGACCGAGAACCGGAUCAACCAAACUGUUACGUUCCCUGUCCGAGCGGGUCUCGCGUCAAACAGUCAGCCGGUGAUCCUGGAUUUGCUGCGAGAGACUUCGUUCCUGAACUCAUCCAUGACGGUGUGGUCCAGCGAGAGCGACCACGUGGAGGUGGACCGUCUGCGAGCACUGAUCCUGACCGUGGGGCUGGAGAGGACGUACCUUGAUGUUCCGCACGAACUAGCCGCCAAACUCCGCUUGCCCCCACCUGACGCGAAGGCCAAGCAUUGAGUGUUGUAAUUAAAUUGUUUUUUUUU